Messenger RNA from Ichthyophthirius multifiliis, 2277 nucleotides. RefSeq lists its product as hypothetical. NCBI's taxonomy places the organism in Eukaryota, Ciliophora, Oligohymenophorea, Hymenostomatida. The record is from RefSeq and is a predicted model, not a curated record. The transcript has 7 exons. Gene Ontology annotation, biological process: post-Golgi vesicle-mediated transport. Gene Ontology annotation, cellular component: Golgi apparatus; membrane. The annotation marks the transcript as partial.
UUUAAAAUUAAAUAAUUAAUGAUCUCUCCAGUAGAUGGUCAAACUGCUUUUUUAUGGGGAGAAGAUAAUUUAAGUUAUAUUUUAUAUAAUUGUGGAAUGAAAUACGAAAAGAUUUAGCAUUAAGUAAAUCUUAAUAAUUUUAAAUUGCAUAGAUCUAAUAAAAAAUAUAUUCUUGCUCAUUAAGCUCAUUAAAAAUAAGGCAAAUUUGAUUUUUAAUAAUAAAUUUAUGAUCUUUAUUUUUCAUAAAAUAGUGGAUAAAAUUUUACUUUAAUAAGAAAAAAUGUUAUUUAAGCUUAAUGGAAUAGAUUACUAUAUUAAUUUGGAAAUUCAAAUUUUGGUAUAUUUUCAACAGUUUAUGAUGAAAAUACAAAUAGUCCUAAUAUUGUCUACAGUGAAGAUUUUUUCUAAAGUGAAUAAAUUAUAUAAAAAGGAGCUGAUAACUAUCAUUAAGCAGAUUUUUAUUUAUUUUUAACAGUUAUUCCAUCACAAGAAAAUAAAAAUUAUGAACUUAGAAUAGCUAAUUCAUUUUCUGAUUUAAAUGGAAAUAAUAAUGUAAAACCACAUCCCAUAAUAAUACCAUUUGAUAAUAAGGAUAAUUUAUCAUUUACAAUUGUAAAAAGUACAGAGACAUAAAUUUUUAUAUCUAUACAUUAAGAAAUGGAAGAUUUCCGUUCGACAAAUGUCUAUGUUUCAGAUUGGAGAGGUUAUUAACUUUCCUUAUCAUUAUUAUAUAAUGUAAGAAAUGAAGAAGGAGAUUGCGAUUUUGAAAAAAUAAAUAGUAAUUAAGGAGUUUAUAUAGCAAAUGUAUAUGAUCAUUCUAAAGUAGAAUAAAAUAAAAACUUAAAUAAAAAAAAAUUAGACACUCAUAAAAUCAAAGAAUCUCAUAUAUAAAAAAAUUCUAAUAUUUAACUUUAAAAUUUCCGAAAAACUUUGAUUUCUUAUGAUUAAGGCGCAAAUUGGCAUCCUUUAAAAGCUCCUUAAAAAAAUUUAAACGGAGAAACAAUUACUUGUAGUGGAGAUUGUGGAUUAUAAUUAGUAGGUAGAACUGAUUUUUAAUACGGUUUUAUAUAUUCUACAGAAAAUGCUCCUGGAAUAAUAAUAUCUAUGGGAAAUAUAGGAUAAUAUUUAAAUACUAAUAUGAAAGAUUUAAAUGUAUAUUUAUCAUAUGACGGAGGACAUGAAUGGAACGAAGUUUUAUAAGGUCCUCAUAUUUUUGAAAUUGGAGAUCAUGGAGGCAUUAUUUUAGCUUCUAAAAUUGGAGAUUAGACUAAUUUAAUUAAGUAUUCUUGGGAUGAAGGGAAGACUUGGGAUUCUAUAAAGAUUGAUAAUUUUUUUUAUGUAGAAUAGAUUUUAACUGAACCUUCUAAUAUGGAAUAAAAAUUUAUUAUUUAAGGCUAUAAAAUGACUAUAGAAGGUAAAAGAGAGCAGUUUUUAGUCAGUUUAGAUUUUGAAAAACUACAUUAAAGAGGUUGUAAAGGUGCCGAACAUCCCGGAAGACCCGAUAGUGAUUAUGAAAUGUGGAUACCGAAGAAUUUUAAAGGAGAUUAGUGCAUAUUUGGAUAAAAAGUAAAGUAUAUUAGAAGAAAACCAACGGCUAACUGCUAUAAUUCAAUCACUAGUACACAAAAAGUAGUAUUAGAAGUAUGCCCUUGUACAGAAGAAGACUAUGAGUGUGAUUAUGGAUUCUAUAGGGAGAAUAAUUAGGGAGAUUGUAUGCCUUUAAAUGAGAAAUUUUCAAGAUAGAAUUUAUUAAAACCCCCUGAGGAUUGUUAAUUUUCAUAUUAUGUUUCGAAAGGAUAUUAGAGAGUAGUAGAUACAUAGUGUUAUGGAGGAAUUGAUUUAAAUGGAGAGUAUUUAGAAUGCCCAGUGUAAAUUUAAGAGGCAAGAUUGGAAAAUAAAUAAGAUGAAAUUUAUAAUAAUAUUAAGAAGAAAUUAUAGGAGGAAAUAAAUAAAAAAUAUUAUGAAAAAUAAACGGAAAAUUAUAAAAAAGAAUCGGUUUUUAGUUUAAAAAAUUUGGUGUUUAUUUUGUAGAUUUUAGGAUUUUUUUUGGUUAUCUUUUUUUUUAAAAAUUAACUUUUUAAAAUAUUUGGUAUUAAAUUAUUCUAGACUUAAAAUAAUAAUAAUGGAUAUAUGUAAAUGCCUUAAAAAGGGAAAAAUUCGAAUAAAAAUAAUACUUAUUAGAGCAAUUAUUAAGAUUUUGAUGAUAUCGUGGAUAGAAAAUAUGAUGAAGAAAAACCAGUUUUAUAAAAAGAUUAAGAAUUUGAUGAUUAUGACUGA